AUGGGCGAGAUAGAUAUCGAGUGUGUGUUAAAGAAGAGGGAGAGAGUGAACGAAACCAGAGCCUUAGAUAGUAUCCGCGUGCAAGCCACCUCUGAGUCCAAUCAAGACACCACACCGCCAUCUGCCUCCAUCCGGCGCCGCGCCACGCGCACGCCAACUUCCCAAUGCCACAAGUCCCUCUGGACCGCUGACCCUUUACUAAUUUCCCACAACAUCCCUCAUGGCUCAAGAGUUUGACCCAGAGCCUUCUUCUUUCGACUGCUUUGUACGUAA
This is a messenger RNA of Microbotryum saponariae, 273 nucleotides long. The record is from the annotation of a GenBank genome assembly. Lineage: Eukaryota; Fungi; Basidiomycota; Microbotryomycetes; Microbotryales; Microbotryaceae.